Messenger RNA from Vespula pensylvanica (western yellowjacket), 3231 nucleotides. RefSeq names its product protein apterous-like. Bases 211 to 2001 code for a protein of 596 amino acids. Lineage: Eukaryota; Metazoa; Arthropoda; Insecta; Hymenoptera; Vespidae. Gene Ontology annotation, cellular component: nucleus. Gene Ontology annotation, molecular function: DNA-binding transcription factor activity, RNA polymerase II-specific; RNA polymerase II transcription regulatory region sequence-specific DNA binding. The transcript has 6 exons. Gene Ontology annotation, biological process: neuron differentiation; regulation of transcription by RNA polymerase II. The record is from RefSeq and is a predicted model, not a curated record.
UGGCGUCGGCGGCGUCGGCGGCGUCGGCGGCGGCGGCGGUGGUGGUGGUGGUGGUGGUGGUGGUGGUGGUGGUGGAAAAAGCAGAGGAGAAGCCGCUCAGCGGACGCCAUCUCCGCGUUAUCGGCAAGCGGAUCCCCCGGGACUCCCCCCCAAGCAGCUUCGACGUCGCGCACCCUCGCUGGGAAUUACCCCGCGACAGAAGCCACCCUGAUGGGAGUGUAUGAGGAGCGCGCCCCUCCUACCACCGGCAUGCACUGGCCGGCCAGCUCGCAGGAGCGCGGGAGCGGCUUGGCUGUGGGGCGUCAAGGGGGGCCCGGUAGUGCGGGGGGCCCCGGAGCAGUCGAGCAGGCAAGGGACCUAAGUCCCUGCCUCCCCGCGUCGAUGGGCGACGCUGCACGACCCACCACCUUACCGUGCAGUCCUCCCGCCGCCCACCACCACGGGUCCCAUCAUACGCCCCAUCACGCGUCCCAUCAGACGUCCCAUCAGACGCCCUUACAUCAAACCCAUUGCGGAACCAACAAUAAUUGCUACGACGGUCCAACCACCCCCUACGAUUCGAGGGACUACGAUUCGCCCGGAGGUGGAUCGGAGUACAGAAACAACAACGGUAGUUUCGAUAAUAAUCCGAGUGACUUGAGUAUGCCACCACAAGGGAGUCAUCAUCACCAUCACCACCAUCAUCAUUCGCAUUUGCAUGCGCAAACUCAUACGCAAGAACAACAAACCUCCGAGCAUUUGCAGACCAUUCCGAAACUCGAGCCACCGCCAACGCCACCGGCACAAUCCGAGGAUGUUCCUGGAGUUGUCUGUGCGGGUUGUGGAUUAAGGAUAUCCGACAGGUAUUACCUUCAGGCGGUCGACAGGAGAUGGCAUGCUUCGUGUCUUCAGUGUUCUCACUGUCGUCAGGGUCUCGACAACGAAGUCACUUGUUUCUGUAGGAAUGGAAAUAUAUAUUGCAAGAAGGAUUAUUAUAGGAUGUUCGGGAGCUUGAAGAGAUGUGCGCGAUGCCACGCCGCAAUUCUUGCCUCGGAGCUGGUGAUGCGCGCGCGCGACUUGGUCUUCCACGUGCGUUGCUUCUCGUGCGCGGCGUGCGCAGUCCUGUUGACAAAGGGCGAUCACUUUGGUAUGAGGGACGGUACCGUUUUGUGUCGGCUACACUAUGAAAUGGGUGCGGAACUUCAUCCGGCACAGAGCCCACCGGUUCCUGUUUAUCCACCGGGUCCACAUUACGCCGGACAAUUUCCAUCUCCCGAAUUCCUUCAUCAUCAUCACCACCACCAUCAUCAUCAUACGACGGUCGCUGCGGCCGCGGCAGCGGCAGCUGCGGUCGCCGGUCAUGGGCCACCUCAUCCACAUUCGAUGCACCCUCAACAUCCUCACAGUCACAUAAGCCCUGUGCCGCUUCAACCCUCGACGCCGUCAGUCCCCGACGCCGGUUCACCUCCAAAGGUACCCUAUUUCAAUGGCGCAGCGGCAGCAACAACAGUCGUACCACCACCGAGGCAAAAGGGACGACCAAGAAAAAGGAAGCCUAAGGAUCUCGAGGCUAUGACCGCCAGUCUCGACUUGAACGCCGACUACAUAGACAUGCCCUUCGGAAGAGGCGGUCCUGGGACUCCAGGCAUACCUGGCUCCAAUAGUAGAACAAAACGAAUGAGGACGAGUUUCAAGCAUCACCAGUUAAGGACGAUGAAGAGUUACUUCGCGAUCAAUCACAAUCCCGACGCGAAGGAUCUCAAGCAGCUUUCCCAGAAAACUGGCUUGCCAAAAAGGGUACUGCAGGUUUGGUUCCAAAAUGCACGUGCCAAAUGGCGACGCAUGGUAUUGAAGCAAGAAGGGAAAUCGGACAAGUGCGAUAGCGUUGUAGAUGGAGGUUCCUUGGGUGAUCUCGAACUUUAUGGCAACAGCGGCGGAAGUGGUGGCCCACCGAUGAGCCCUCCCUUCAUGCUAGGUGGCCCUCAUAGUCCAGCAUCCCUGGCGUCCUUGGAUUGCGCGUGAUCAAUCUUUGGAAUUUGCACGAUCGAUGAAGACAAUUCAAAAAAAAAAAGAAGAAGAAAAGAGAUGCUACAAAAUUAUCACUAAUUUCUUCGGGGGUGGGGAGUCUGGCUCGACGCUUCCAAAAGGCGAUUCGUUGUUUCUUCUUUUUUUUUUCUCUUUUUCUUUUCCAUUUUUCUUUCUUUUUUUUUCUUCUUCUUUGAUAAAUCCCCUCUCGUGCGAAAGUUUCCUUUCUCUUUCGAUGAAUCGGUGGGAACGAAUACCAGCCAAUCGAGUACCGAUGGAGAUUAUCAUCGAUUUAUAGAAACUCUAUCCGUGCCGUGUUACGAAAGUUAAAAAGGAAGCAGAAGAAAGAAAGAAAGAAAGAAAAAACCAGAAGAAUAAUAACUUCGUAGGAAAAGAUAAUCGAAAAUAGUCGAGAAAAUUCCUUGUAUUUAUUGUAGUCCUAAUCGGCGAACGUCCGUAAACAUCCUUUCUUGUAUAGAAAAGAGAGCUUCGUCUCGCUUAAACUGAAGGGAAUUAUUUCUGAAGGAUGCCAAGGAAGGGAGCCUUCUGCUGAAAGCAAUGUAAUUAGUUCACGAUGUCUAUUUAUUGGUGUAAUCGCUCAGAGGUAAUAAAAAAAGAAAAAAAAAAUAAUAAAAAUAAACAUAAAAAAACAAGCAUUAGCUAACGAUAAAACGAUUACGAUGCAAGCGAGCUGCCCUGAAAUUCAACGUUUCGAUACUUCGAUAACUCCUUUUUUUCUCUUUAUUCCGAUAGAAUCAUCUGACGAAUGAUAUAUAUAUAUAUAUGUAAGUACCUAAUACAUCGUUUUGAAUCAAUCGAAACCUUUACUCGAAGCUUUUUGGCACGUGAAAAAAGAUAAAAGGAAACGUAAAAAACGAAACGUUGAAUUUCGUCGACGAUGUAACACUCGAUAUUUAUAAUUCAAUACGAUCGCGAUUUUUGUUGCUCGGAAGCCAACGAGCGAUGGAAUCCUUGACGUAAUUAUCAUAAUUGUUGUAUAUAAAGGACGUUCCUCGAAUUCUUCUUAAGGCACCGCUAUAGGUUGUAGGGUUAUAAUUGCAUUCGGUAGCGGUCGUGUUUUAGACAACGGUAAUAAUGAUGAUGACGACUAUUAUUAUUAUUACUUCUAUUAUUAAUAUCCUUGUAACGAAUGGAACGAUUGUCUAAUUUUACAAGAUGAUUUUUUCAUUGAAUAUAUUUUGACAAUAUAGAUACGUUUGUCGAUUA